AAACACAUCUUUGCCGAGAAGGAAUCAAAUCCGGUGCUGGUUUUGGUCAUUCUCCGGCGAACCCUUUACCACCACUCAAGUGUAGGAAGCAUAAGUGCAAAGGAUAUUUCAGAAUGUGCUGUCUAGCAUCCUCUACUUGUACAUCUACCAAUAUUCCUUCACUUCAAUCCCCUAAAUUUAUAUAAAUCCAAUCGUGGGCUCCCAUUCAAACACACUCAUAGAAACCACACAUAAUCUUUCGCUUGUGUUUUCUGUCCCCCUCUCAAAUCAAAAGAACAAGAAAAAAAAAUAAAAAAAUUUGAGCUAAGGAUGGUGAAGUUCUCUAAGCAGUUUGAGGGUCAGCUUGUGCCCGAAUGGAAAGAAGCCUUUGUUGAUUAUUGGCAACUCAAGAAAGACCUCAAGAACAUCCACCUACUCAACACUUGCAACACUAAACCCGCGAAUAAUCGCAAACCCGAUUCUUUUUCCAACACUCUCUUGACCUCUCUAAAGAAAUUCUUGUUUGGAAUUCAACAGAGAAAGGAUGAAACAAUUCAGGUGCAUAGGAAACUUGCAUCUUCUGCUAGUAAGGGAGACAUGUAUGAGACAGAACUACUCGAGCAAUUCGCGGAGAGUGAUGCUGCUAAAGAGUUUUUCACUUGCUUGGAUUCGCAACUUAACAAGGUUAAUCAAUUCUACAAAACAAAGGAGAAGGAGUUCUUUGAUAGAGGGGAGUGUUUGAAGAAGCAAAUGGAGAUUCUCAUUGAGGUGAAAACCACGCUUAAGCGACAGCGCGACAAAGGAGUUGCUUCUGCUCUUGAUUCCAAGGAUGGUCCUUCUGUGUCAUGCACCGUUUCUUCCGAGGACUCUGUUUACUCUGUUAAGGACAGAACAGAACAAGAGCAGCAGCUGCAAGAUGACGACUCAGAUGACUUGGAGAAAGAUAUUGCUGAGCCAUUUCCAGAUACCCCAAGAUCAGAUGACAUGGCAAAAUCAAUGAGGAUGAAAACAGAAGAUGGAAAAUUGAGGACGCUUUCGGGUCGUGUUUUCAGUUGCCAAGGGAAGAACAUUAAGUUAAACAUUCCUCUAACAACGCCAUCUCAAACUUUCUCCGCAAUUAGUUACUUGGUGAGGGAAGAUCUACUCAAUCAGUCCUCGAGAAAAAGCGGCCCUGAAGGAAGCAAGUUGAAGAUCAACAAAGCCAAGCUGCAUCAUGCAGAGAAGAUGAUUAAAAGAGCCUUUAUUGAGCUCUACAAAGGAUUAAGCUAUCUUAAAACUUACAGGCACCUGAACAUGCUUGCUUUCAUAAAGAUCUUGAAGAAAUUCGACAAAGUAACAGGAAAACAAGUUCUACCCAUUUACCUAAAAGUUGUUGAAAGUUCAUAUUUCAACAGCUCAGACAAGGUAAUACAUUUAGCAGAUGAAGUUGAGGAGCUAUUUAUCCAGCACUUUGCAGAAGAGGACCGAAGAAAAGCCAUGAAAUAUCUUAAACCUCAUCAACAUAAAGAAUCUCAUGCUGUUACUUUCUUCAUUGGGCUGUUUUCCGGGUGCUUCGUUGCACUUCUGGCUGGUUAUGCUAUUAUGGCUCAUAUUACCGGAAUGUACAGACACCAACCCGCGAAUACAGUAUAUAUGGAGACUGUGUACCCAGUACUUAGCAUGUUCAGCCUAUUGUUUCUACACUUCUUCUUGUAUGGUUGCAACAUUUUCAUGUGGCGGAAGAUGCGUAUAAAUUAUAGCUUCAUCUUCGAACUUUCCCCAACCAAGGAGCUUGGCUACAGAGAUGUGUUCUUGAUUUGUACCACAUCAAUGGCUACUGUAGUGGGAGUUAUGUUUGUUCAUCUGUCUCUUCUGACAAAAGGGUAUUCGUAUACACAAGCUCAAGCCAUUCCCGGACUUAUGCUAAUGGCCUUCUUAUUAGUCCUUGUCUGCCCCUUCAAUAUUUUCUAUAAAUCAAGCCGUUACCGGUUCAUUUCCGUGAUAAAGAAUAUCAUCUUAUCACCACUCUACAAGGUUGUCAUGCUAGAUUUCUUCAUGGCUGAUCAGCUAUGCAGUCAGGUACCAAUGCUCAGAAACCUUGAGUAUGUGGCAUGUUACUACAUAACUGGAAGCUACAAAACUCAGAACUAUGGUUAUUGCAUGAGAGUUAAGCAUUACCGCGAUCUUGCUUACGCGGUGUCAUUCCUACCCUACUACUGGAGAGCAAUGCAGUGUGCUCGGAGAUGGUUUGAUGAAGGCCAGACGAGCCAUCUUGUGAAUCUAGGCAAGUAUGUAUCAGCAAUGUUAGCAGCAGGAGCAAAAGUAGCCUAUGAGAGGGAAAGAGGAGCUGGAUAUCUCUGUCUAGUUGUGAUCCUGUCAAGUGCUGCAACAGUUUACCAAUUAUAUUGGGACUAUGUAAAGGAUUGGGGUUUGCUUCAAAUGAAUUCCAGGAAUCCGUGGUUGAGGAACGAGUUAAUGCUUCGACGAAAGAUCAUUUACUACUUCUCCAUGGGAUUGAACCUUAUUCUCAGACUGGCUUGGCUACAAACUGUUGUCCAUUCAAAUUUUGAACAUGUUGAUUACAGAGUAACUGGGUUAUUCUUAGCUGCCCUUGAAGUCAUUAGAAGAGGACAGUGGAACUUUUACAGGUUGGAGAAUGAGCAUCUAAAUAAUGCAGGCAAGUUUAGAGCAGUGAAGAUGGUGCCGCUACCUUUUCAUGAAGUGGAUGAGGAAGACUAAUGGCUCAUUGGCAACAGUUGCUUAAAGAAAAUUCGAUUCAAGAGAAUUGAAGAUUUUUUCAGGGAGGAUUGAACCCUGUUUUCCUCCUUGUACUAGUUGAUGUAAAAAAGCAUGUCAAGUUGAUUCUUAUUAUUGUUCCAAGAAUCUUGGGGGAGAAAAAAGGGUUUAUACAAUUGUAUACAAGAAUUUUUCUUCAAGGAAAUAGAAGUUGAUGCAGCAGAUCCUGUUGAGUUCAUGCUAUGUUCAACAAAUCUAGAUGAUGCUGCAAAGCUAGAUAAAAUCUGAAGUUAAAGAGUGUAAUAUCAUGAGCCUGUCACCUAUGUAACCACUUGGGAAUAGUCUAACAAUGAAUUUCUCUGAGAUCAAAUCGUAUGUAUUUGGACAGUUCUAAGUUUGAUUAUCAUUAACAGCAAUAUCUUUGUUGUCA
Molecule: messenger RNA, 3124 nt
Organism: Tripterygium wilfordii
Lineage: Eukaryota; Viridiplantae; Streptophyta; Magnoliopsida; Celastrales; Celastraceae
Product: phosphate transporter PHO1 homolog 1-like
Exons: 14
Coding region: 310-2697 (795 amino acids)
Biological process (GO): phosphate ion transport; cellular response to phosphate starvation
Cellular component (GO): trans-Golgi network; plasma membrane; Golgi apparatus
Molecular function (GO): inositol hexakisphosphate binding
Source: RefSeq, a predicted model, not a curated record